Molecule: messenger RNA, 898 nt
Organism: Achroia grisella
Lineage: Eukaryota; Metazoa; Arthropoda; Insecta; Lepidoptera; Pyralidae
Product: PSME3-interacting protein
Exons: 7
Coding region: 125-853 (242 amino acids)
Cellular component (GO): nucleus
Source: RefSeq, a predicted model, not a curated record
CUUAAUCUGUGAAGUGAAUUAUUAUCGAAUUUAAUAUUUAUAUUUGAUUGAAUUCAAUGUGUUGUUUUGUUUUUCACAAUUUCUCAUAUUUCUUUUUUUCUAAAUAAGUAACAAGAAUUAUAAAAUGAGUUCUGGAUUUAUUUCCGAAACAGAAAUUAUAGAAGCAAGGCGUCGCCGCCAAGAAGAAUGGGAUAAAGUACGCACCGAAGAUCAACCAAAAGAGGCACCAGAGGAGCCCUACGAUACUCGGCCAUUGUACCAGCGCCUUGAGGAGCAAAGAUUGAAGAAAGAAGCUGAAUAUGAAGAAGCACAUAAACUCAAGAAUAUGAUCAGAGGGUUAGAUGAUGAUGAAGUUGGUUUUCUGGAUCUGGUGGAGAGAACCAAAGCAAAAGCCGCCCAACAGAUAUCAAUUGAAGAGCAGAAGGAAAUGCAGGAGUUCAGAGAGCGAGUGUCAAGCCUCGCAGAGAGUGAGGAGAUGAUCAGACUCCGCGCACAGUUAGCACCCGCUCGUAACACGCAACCCGCGCCACAAACGCAGAAAAAUAAACUGCAAGGGGUAAUUGUGCGGAAGAGAAAGGCUAGUGAUGUUGAUAACGAUAAACAGGAGACUCCCACGCCAGCCAAGCUCAAUGGUGUCAUCAGUUCGGUGCCAGUGGGUAGUGCAACAGACGGCGCGCUUCGCUGUGUAGGCGUGCUGCCCGGCCUCGGUCACUACGACACGGACACCUCGAGUGACACAGACGACUCUAGUGACCCAGAAUUGAAUGACAAUUGCUGUGUGAAACGCGACCUACUCGGACGGAGGCCGGAACAAACCGGCGAAAAAGCGAGGAAAGACGAAGAUAAGAGUUAGACUGUAAAUUUUUUAUUUAGUAGAAAAAAAAACCGGUAAUCUAUU